Molecule: messenger RNA, 1985 nt
Organism: Tetranychus urticae (two-spotted spider mite)
Lineage: Eukaryota; Metazoa; Arthropoda; Arachnida; Trombidiformes; Tetranychidae
Gene: Snx21
Product: Sorting nexin 21
Biological process (GO): protein transport
Cellular component (GO): early endosome membrane
Molecular function (GO): phosphatidylinositol phosphate binding
Source: RefSeq, a predicted model, not a curated record
UGUGGAAAGCCUCAAAUCAAAUUGCUGUGCAUCUAUCUUGUUAGGUUUAUGUUUACACUGAUUGUUUUAGUCAAUUUUGAUAAGAUUUGUUGUCAUUUUAUCCCUCUUAAGAGUCACUGAAUGAUGCUCAACCUUGUAUUUCUCUGAAUUUUAUGUUUUUAUUUGUCAUCUGUGUUUCAUGAGUCCUAGAUUAACCUGACCAGUGGAACCUAAUACUUUUUAAGACAAUACCAAUUGUUUCAUUAUUAUUGACCUGAAUAUCAUUUUAUUUUUAACCAUCAAUUCACUACUGUUUCUUUUUGAAACAAUGAAACGAGAUGUUGGAUAGUUAUGAGGAGAAUGAAUUGAUCUGGGAUGAAAGUGAUACUCGCCUAUCCAACCUAAGUGAUAAACAAUUGCCCAGAGUGUCACAAAAAAUUCCACCAACAACAGCAUCUAACUCUAGCUUGGAGAAAAGUUUAUCCAUUUGUUUUUCUGAUAUAUCCUCCAUUAGUGGUCCUCAAGAAAACAGCGAUUACAGUGAUGAAAGUCAUAAUACAUCUACAACCUCCAUUGUUAAACCUGUGGUCCAUUCGAGUCUAAAUGGUGGAGAUCAUGUAGACGAUGAAGAUUUGGGCCCUGCUCUUAAUUUUGAUCUUGAUUUUGAUUCUGAUGGUGAUAGGAACAUCAAUGGUUUUUCAAGGUUAACUCAGUUAACUUGUGACUCGAUUUCUUCUUCAUCAAUAUAUUCUUACAGUGGUGAUGACCGUAGAUCAAAGAGUUACAAUAAUCUAAAGGAUUUAGAUCGAGAAGCUCGGGUAACAUCAACAAAUCUUCAACUCGCUAAAUGGAGAGAUGACACAAUCAAUUGUGCCACUCCAAAGAGAACAGGUUAUCGUGUAACCUUCGAGAUAAUUUCCGCUCGCACUGUUACUACAGGGUCUCCUAGUGGUGUUAAGAAUAGACAUGUAUCAUACACAAUCAUUAUUAAAAGAUGUCCCGGUCUAGAAAGCCAACCUGGGGUUAUUGAAAGGAGAUAUACAGAGUUUUCGUCUCUUUACAUGGGUUUAAUGAAAAGAUUUCCCAUUUUGUUGAAAGACUUCAUUUUUCCAAAAAAAACAUUGGUUGGCAACUUUUCAAGUCAAAUUAUUAGGGAACGAAGCUUUGCCUUUCAAAGUCUUCUUACCUAUUGUUUAUCAGUUGAUGAAUUGCGAACCAGUCGACCGUUCAUAGAUUUUCUUCACGCAAAGGAGAUGAUGGAAGUAAGACGAGCCCUUAAAUCACGUAAUUUCGAAGACGCUGGUAACAUUUUAGAAAAUUGUUAUUUUAUUCAAGAGAAAAUUACUCUCCAAGGAGUUAAUGAUCAAACCAGUGCUCAAAUUUACCAAAUAUUGAUUCUUCUGGUGGCCUCCAUGGAAGUCGCUGGUAGUCCACAGGAAGCCUUAAAUUAUGCUGAAAAAGCAAUCCCAAUGAUCUUAGAAACCGAUUUUUAUGAUCAUCAUGAACUGACUGUGCCAUUUUUGCGUUUAAUUGAACGAUUAUUCGCAUGCUCAGGAAAACCAAUUGAUGCCUUCGCAAGGAAAAUAGCCCAGUUGAAGGAGAAAGGAAUCAAAACUGAUAAAUCGCCAAAUUUGAUUGAACUUAUUGUAAAAAAGGAUUUUACUAAUUUAACCUGCCUUCGGUUUUUCUAAUUAACUAUCCAACAAUCACCUUGAAUCAUUAAUCACCCAAUCACUAAUAUUCAUGAAAUCAAUAUAUGCACAUUUAACUCCAAAAAAAUUCUGUCAAUAUCAUCAUCUUCAUUAUCUACUCCAUCUAGUAUUAUAUUUAAAGUAAUCAUUUGAUCACAAUGCCAUUUCUAAUCUAACCAACAUUGCCAUAGUUAACUUCAAUGAUUAUUUGAUGGCUAUUCUACAUUUAUUUCUCAUGACUCAUGUAUAAAAGCGAAAUUGAAUUUAUUAAACAUUAAAUUAACUUUUUAUUGUUCAUACUGUAAUAACAAAAAA